CUGCACAGUGCAGUUGGUAGCCUGUUUAACCUAAUCAGCUGUGUCUUCCCUUGAAAAGGUACGACAGCACGGUGAAAAUGUCGCGCAAGGCGAUAAAGUCGAUUAAUUGGGCGGCACUCGCCGAAAAAAUUCCACAAUCCGAAAAACCUGCAUUCGCCACUUUUAAAGCUAAAUCCGAUCAACAUUUGCGACGAAUGGUUGCAAACCCGGAGACACCUCCAAAAAUUGAUUGGACAUAUUAUAAGAAAAAUGUCCCCAUAGUUGGAUUGGUUGACAAAUUUCAGAAGGAAUACGACGCAUUCAAGGUGCCAUAUCCUGCGGAUAAAUAUACCUCACUAGUCGAGGCUAAAGAAAAGGAAGUGCUUGUUGAAAUCGAGCAAUUUAUUAAAAAGUCGAAUGAACGUAUCGCCGCUGCUACUCAGGAAGCCGAGAGAGUUAAGAAUUUAUUGCCAUUCUCUGAUAUGACAAUGGAAGAUUUCCGAGUCAGUUUUCCGGACGAGGCUAUAAAUACCGACAAACCUACAGUCUGGCCACACACGCCUGAUGUGCAACCUGAGAAUGAAACAGGACGACCAUCACAUUAACUCAUUUAACCUCAGACGGUUGAAAUGUUGAAUGUAGUAAUAAUUUACGUUUAGCGUAUAAUUCAGAACUCUGCGCUAAAUUGAAAAAAAUAUUGUCUUUUAAUUCUGUUAUUGUCAUAUGCAUCCGGAAAUAGAUUUAUGUCUACAGAAAGCUAUAGUAAUCCUUUCACACCACAAUUUAUACUUGUAUAAAUAUGUAACGGAAUAGAGAUAUCAAAAAUAUUAAUUGCUCGAUUAUAUAAGCCUUAUUUCGAAUAUUUAUAUGAACAGAGAUAUUUAUUUAUCCUAAUUUUAAAAUGUCUUCGAAUUCCUUAAAUUACAAUCGUUAACAUUUUGCAGAAUUAUAUCAUCGAAUAACAGUUUUGAAACAAUAUUUGAUAUUUAUAAAUUUAUUACAAAUUAUAGUACAAACGUUUCGGCCAUUGUAUUUGCAUUACACUUCCUCAGUGUACAUGAACUAAGCUAAUAUGAUAAAAAAUUCUUUGAUAACAUAAAAGAUGUGUAAGAACGUGGCCGAAAUGUUUGUACUAUAAUUUGUAAUAAAUAGUUGAGCACUUAAAACCUGGCUCUGGCUCUAUUAGCUCAUUUUUUAAUGUAUUUUGAUUAUUAUUUAAUAAAAGAGCCCGUCAUAACCUG
Molecule: messenger RNA, 1220 nt
Organism: Linepithema humile (Argentine ant)
Lineage: Eukaryota; Metazoa; Arthropoda; Insecta; Hymenoptera; Formicidae
Product: ATP synthase subunit d, mitochondrial
Biological process (GO): proton motive force-driven ATP synthesis
Molecular function (GO): proton-transporting ATP synthase activity, rotational mechanism
Source: RefSeq, a predicted model, not a curated record